AUAAUAGUCUUGUUAUUUGCAAUCGCAGCACCAUCAUUUGGACUCGAUCUCCUGAUGGCAUACAUCAAAAAGAUUUUAGUUCCCGCUGGCAUUAAUUGAACAAUUUUGCAGUAAGCGUGUGUGUCCGGCUAUCUGGCCUGGCUGUGCUUCUGGCCGAGACAAUUGGUCGGGCUCACGCACAUGGCUAAUGAAUGGACACCACCGGCCAUUCCGGAAAGCAAACGGGUGAGGAAUUUGUUGUCGGGGCAACCGGCCGUUCAAUUUGACCCAUACAAAUUGAGAUGGCUAAUACACACUCGCUGGACACUCGGACCGUGUUGGGGUUGCGCUUGACUCUACACAAAAUCGAUAGGUUGGAGCACUGCAAGCAUAGCGAACUGCUCAUGUCGUCCGCUGGAAAUAAAAAUUAGGAAAUCGAGCGAGGCCAUUAAUUUUAUAAAUGCAGCAAGGUGGCGGCCUGUUUCUACACUUGCAUGGGCCUGAUGCGGACAGUGGGAGGGGUCAGAGGCGGGAGCGAUGGCCACUUGCCGGAGGAGGCGAUAUCCACGCUGAACCACUGCCCUACGUACAGACAAAUUCCGGGUGUCGGAACGGGAGCAGGAUCCGCGCCAGCAAAGCGAGUGCCCGUUCUGUUCUCCACCAAUCGAGGACUCUAUCUGCGCCUGGCCCAGCCAUUGGGCGAUCAGAUGGAGGUGCUGACACUUCAGCCACGCGGACAGAACUACAGCAUCAGCUUCUGCGAUUUGGAACGCUGGAGUACCAAUCGGGCCAAUGUGGUCAGUCUGGAGGACACCUUCACCAUUAUUCAGCAGCGCAACAUGUCGCCGGAAACACACAACUAUCAAACACGCCUGUGGAAAAACAAUGUCAGCUACAGCCUGAUGCAUUGAACUGAAAGCACCUCAAGUCACGAAUCCUUAAAAUAGUAGAUCGAUGAGCAUACAACAUGAAUGUAGAACUAAUUAAAACUCUUUAUACUUUAAAUAA
Molecule: messenger RNA, 987 nt
Organism: Drosophila elegans
Lineage: Eukaryota; Metazoa; Arthropoda; Insecta; Diptera; Drosophilidae
Exons: 2
Coding region: 474-890 (138 amino acids)
Source: RefSeq, a predicted model, not a curated record